UACUGACUCUCAGGUCGACAUGCCUCGCAUUCUUUUCGUCAGCGGUUUUCAUCCCGCCACGCGCGCGCGAGACCUCGCUUACGAAUUUGAACGCUUUGGCCCCCUCAUCCGAUGCGACGUACCUGCGCCCCGCAACCCCCACGCGCACUCCAACCCUUACGCCUUCGUCGAGUUUCGUAGCAACCGCGACGCUGAAGACGCAUACUAUGAUAUGCAUGGGAGGCACUUCGAAGGACAGCGCCUGAGUAUUCAGUGGGCAAAAAACCCUCCGUCAUCGGUCUGGAGGUAUGACCGUCGUGCCUCUCCUCCCUCUCACCGCCGCAGCGACCGCGACCGUUCUCGGAGCCCUCGCCGUCGCAGCGACCGUGACAGGGGGGAUCGGGACCGAGACCGGGACCGGGACCGUGAUGAUCGCGACAAGGAUAGGGACGCCGACAGGGAGAGGGACAGAAAGCACAGCAGGAGCCCCGAGCGCAGGAGGCGAAGCCCAACUCCGGAGAAGCGGGCUAAGGAGGACAAGCCCCGAACGCCACCCCCGGAGGAUGGCAAGAAGGAAGGAGAGGAUGCUGCUCAAACACCACCAUACGAGUCCUGAGUCGAAGCAGACCGGUUAUCCCUUUGUUUAGCUUUCUUCUUCCUUUCCCUUUUCGCUGCCCCUUAGUGACCAAAAUUAUGCCUGGAAGCAGGCGUAAGUUUUUCCUCCUGUUUCUCUUUCAAUGUACUUGCCUUAAUAC
Molecule: messenger RNA, 734 nt
Organism: Heterobasidion irregulare TC 32-1
Lineage: Eukaryota; Fungi; Basidiomycota; Agaricomycetes; Russulales; Bondarzewiaceae
Exons: 5
Coding region: 20-595 (191 amino acids)
Biological process (GO): mRNA splicing, via spliceosome
Cellular component (GO): nuclear speck
Molecular function (GO): RNA binding
Source: RefSeq, a predicted model, not a curated record